Lactuca sativa (garden lettuce) is the source of this 3492-nucleotide messenger RNA. Its product is annotated as putative LRR receptor-like serine/threonine-protein kinase At2g24230. Gene Ontology annotation, biological process: protein phosphorylation. NCBI's taxonomy places the organism in Eukaryota, Viridiplantae, Streptophyta, Magnoliopsida, Asterales, Asteraceae. The record is from RefSeq and is a predicted model, not a curated record. Gene Ontology annotation, molecular function: ATP binding; protein kinase activity; protein binding.
UUAGUAAUACAUAUACAAAAUAAAUAAAUAAAUAACUAUUAAGAGAUCGUAUACACCAAAAAAUAUAUUGUAUUAUUUUAUAUAAAUUCCAAAGUUUAUUACCUCUUAAUAUCAUAUCAACCUUUUCCUUUUUGCUUUCUAAAAAGGUGAAUUUCUACCCAUUAUUACUUCCAAAUUUGAUGAUUAAAAAAAAAAAAAACAUAAACAACUUGAGUAAAAAUGAUGUCUACCACACACACACACCAAAACACACUCAAAACGCACACAGUAUUGCAUCAUUGAAUACCAUAAUAGCUUUAUCUGAUACGUUCACCAACCCUUGGCACAUUUAUGAACUCCCUCCGGUCUCCACAAUCUCUCCACUCACUCUUUUCACUAAAAAAAACUGCCAAAAUCUCCAUUCCCAACAUCUCUCCCUCCCUUUUCUUCUUUUUCAUCCAAAGUUUGAACCCUUUUCGCAUGCCCUUUUAACACAAAGACAAAAAGUUUUUAAAUUUCCCUGUUUUCUCUUUUGGCUUCUUCGAUCAGAUGAGUAUUUUCCUUGAAACACCCGAAUCUUCAGGAUAGCAGAUUGCGGUGGUGGUGGUGGCAGGUGGCAGGUGGGUUGGUUUUGCAGUUAAUGUGAUAAACAUUAAUGAGGUGAAAAGGUGCUUGGAAGGGUGAUAAAAAGAAUUGACUCUUCCUCUCUUUGUUUAGCUGAUUUCAGAAAUGGGUUUUGCUUUGUUGGGUUCCAUUUUGAUUCUAACACUUUUCUUGAAGUCAAACCUUGGCCAACAACAAGAACAGUUAAUACCCAAUACAGAUGAGUUCUUCAUCUCUAGUUUCUUUGAAAAAAUGGGUAGAAAUUCUUCAUCUUCUCAUGUUUUCAAUCUAUCUUCAUCUGUUUGUUCAUGGCAGUUUGUGUUUUGUGACGCCAAACAACAAAAUGUCAUUGGUCUUGUUGCUCCUAAUUUGGGACUCACUGGUCCAAUUCCCGAUAACACCAUUGGCAAACUCAAAAACCUUCAAAUUCUCGAUUUAAACAGUAAUCAAAUCACUGAUUUCUCAUCCGAUUUUUGGAGUUUGGUUUCACUCAAAACGCUCAAUCUUUCAAACAACAAAUUCUCCGUUAAUCUCCCAUCUAACAUUGACAACUUUGAAUCUCUCGAAAAACUUGACCUUUCUUUCAACAAUUUCUCCGGGAGUCUCCCUGAUUCUUUCGAUUCUCUUCCCAGUUUACAAGUUCUUAAUCUCAAUCGAAAUCAGUUCGAAUCAAUCGUUCCAUUAGGGAUCAUACGUUGCCACUCGUUGAUAUCUAUCGACUUUUCUAUGAAUAGUUUCCAUGGGAGUCUUCCUGAUGGUUUUGACACUGCAUUUCCGAAGCUCAAAAGCUUGAAUCUUGCUGGAAAUGGAAUCAGAGGAAGGGGUUCGGAUUUUUCAAAGAUGGUUUCAUUAACUUAUUUGAAUAUUUCCAAGAAUCUUUUCACGGGUGCUGUUGUUGAAAUCUUUAAAGGGCCAUUAGAGGUGGUUGAUUUAAGUAGUAAUCAUUUCGAAGGUCAUAUUUCUCAGGUAAAUUUCAGUUCUUCCUUCGAUUGGUCUCGUUUAGUUCAUCUUGAUUUGUCCGAUAACCAGAUUAGCGGAAUGUUUUUCAGUAAUUUAAGUCAAGCUCAUAAUCUCAAACACCUUAAUCUCGCGAAGAACAGAUUUUCGAAACAAAGUUUCAUCCACAUCGAUGAACUCCAUAAUUUAGAGUACCUUAACUUGUCAAAAACCAAUUUAAUCAAUCGAAUUGGUGAUGGGAUUUCGAAGUUGAAUCAUUUAAAAACGCUCGAUCUUUCAAGUAAUCAUCUUUCUGGUAAACUCCCACUUCUAAGCUUCAAAACCCUGCAAAAUCUCGAUCUCUCAAACAAUAACUUAACGGGAGACAUACCGUUAUCUCUCUUGCAAAAACUUCCAUGGAUGGAAAGAUUCAACUUCUCUUACAACAACUUAACCCUUUGUGAUUCAGAGUUUUCACUCGAAACCCUUCAAACAGCGUUCAUCGGGUCAUCAAAUGGUUGCCCAAUCGCUGCAAAUCCGACCCUUUUCAGAAGAAAAAUCCAUAGACAUAGAGGACUCAAGCUCGCCUUGGGUUUAGCCAUCACUUUAAUCUGCUUGCUCGUCGGUUUGCUACUCUGUGCUUUCGGUUGUCGGAAAAAAACGCGAAUGUGGGAUGUUAAACAAGAAUCUUACACCGAAAAAUGUGCAAUUUCUGGGCCAUUUUCAUUCAGAACGGAUUCAACCACUUGGGUAGCAGAUGUAAAGAUUGCAUCUUUAGUCCCUGUUGUGAUCUUCGAGAAACCAUUGUUGAAUUUUACAUUCUCGGAUCUUUUAUCAGCUACUUCAAAUUUCGACAGGGAUACCCUUUUGGCCGAAGGGCAAUUCGGACCGGUUUAUAGAGGGGUUUUGGGAGGUGGGGUUCAUGUCGCGAUUAAGGUUUUAGUCCAUGGUUCCACCAUGACUGACCAAGAAGCUGCAACAGAGCUCGAGUAUCUCGGACGAAUCAAACACCCGAAUCUUGUUCCUUUGAUGGGAUACUGUUUGGCCGGAGAACAACGAAUCGCGAUUUAUGAUUACAUGGAGAACGGAAACUUGCAUAAUUUGCUUUACGAUCUUCCUCUUGGAGUUCAAGUGACUGAAGAUUGGAGUACAGAUACAUGGGAAGAAACAGAAACCGAUGAAAACGGGAUCCAAAACGUGGGUUCGGAAGCGCUGUUGAUCACAUGGCGGUUCCGGCACAAGAUCGCCCUAGGCACCGCCCGUGCCUUGGCGUUCCUCCACCACGGAUGCUCACCGCCGAUUAUUCAUCGAGACGUGAAAGCGAGUAGUGUGUAUCUCGAUUAUAAUCUUGAACCCAGAUUAUCGGACUUUGGGCUCGCUAAAAUCUUCGGCAACGGUGUUUCUGAUGAAACCGGUCGUGGGUCUACCGGAUACUCGCCGCCGGAGGCCACCGUCAGUCCAAAAUCCGAUGUGUAUGGAUUUGGGGUGAUUCUUCUUGAGUUAAUCACGGGGAAGAAGCCUGUGGGGGAUGAAUAUCCAGAUGAAGAUAACUUGAAAGCAACAGGAUUAGUUGAUUGGGUCAGAGGACUUGUGAGGAUGAACCAUGGUUCGAUAGCCAUAGAUCCCAAGAUGCGAGGCGUCGGGGAUGAGGGCCAGAUGGUGGAGGGGUUAAAGAUUGGGUAUCUGUGCACGGCGGAUGUUCCGGCGAAGCGGCCAAGCAUGCAACAAGUUGUUGGACUUCUUAAGGAUAUUGAACCGAAGUGAAGAAAGUUGAAGUUGGUUUUUUGCAUGUGGUUUUCAUGUUACUCGUUUUGUCGUUAGAUGACGAGUUUUAGGCGCCGAAAUAUGUAUUCAUGGUUUUUACUUUUUAUGAAAGAAAUCAACAAGAGCCUAAAGAGAAAAUAUGGUGUUAACUCGUGGAUGUAAAAGUUGUAUAUCGUAAUGAAAUGAAUGUUUCCUGUUCUUUUUUACUUU